Haliotis rufescens (red abalone) is the source of this 1068-nucleotide messenger RNA. RefSeq names its product histidine-rich glycoprotein-like. The transcript has a single exon. The coding region runs from base 1 to 1068 and encodes 355 amino acids. Lineage: Eukaryota; Metazoa; Mollusca; Gastropoda; Lepetellida; Haliotidae. The record is from RefSeq and is a predicted model, not a curated record.
AUGCAACAUACUACAGAGGUGGAGGAACCUGGGUCAAUGCAUCAUACUACAGAGGUGGAGGAACAUGGGUCAAUGCAACAUACUACAGAGGUGGAGGGACACGGGUCAAUGCAUCAUACUACAGAGGUGGAGGAACAUGGGUCAAUGCAACAUACUACAGAGGUGGAGGAACACAGGUCAAUGCAUCAUACUUCAGAGAUUGAGGAACACGGGUCAUUGCAACAUACUACAGAGGUGGAGGAACAUGGGUCAAUGCAACAUACCACAGAGGUGGAGGAACACGGGUCAAUGCAUCAUACUUCAGAGAUUGAGGAACACGGGUCAAUGCAACAUACUACAGAGAUGGAGGAACACGGGUCAAUGCAACAUACUACAGAGGUGGAGGAAUAUUGGUCAAUACAACAUGCUACAGAGGUGGAGGAACAUGGGUCAAUGCAACAUACUACAGAGGUGGAGGAACAUGGGUCAAUGCAACAUACUACAGAGGUGGAGGAAAACGUGUCAAUGCAACAUACUACAGAGGUGGAGGAACACGAGUCAAUGCAACAUACUACAGAGGUGGAGGAACACGGGUCAAUGCAACAUACUACAGAGAUGGAGGAACACGGGUCAAUGCAACAUACUACAGAGGUGGAGGAACCUGGGUCAAUGCAUCAUACUACAGAGGUGGAGGAACACGGGUCAAUGCAACAUACUACAGAGGUGGAAGAACAUGGGUCAAUGCAACAUAAUACAGAGGUGGAGGAACAUGGGUCAAUGCAACAUACUACAGAGGUGGAGGAACACGGGUCAAUGCAUCAUACUACAGAGAUGGAGGAACACGGGUCAAUGCAACAUACUACAGAGGUGGAGGAACAUGGGUCAUUGCAACAUACUACAGAGGUGGAGGAACACGGGUCAAAGCAACAUACUACAGAGGUGGAGGAACAAGGGUCAAUACAACAUACUACAGAGAUGGAGGAACACGGGUCAAUGCAAUAUACUACAGAGAUGGAGGAACACGGGUCAAUGCAAUAUACUACAGAGAUUGAGUAUCACCCAGUUGGUUUUCUUCAGCACAAUAAGUGA